GAGACUUCAAGGCGGAGACUUCAAAGCGACUGAUGCUGUGACCUCAUAGAACACACAUCAUAACGCAGCACUCUGAAACGCAUAUAGGCAGGUGUUAGUAGCAGGCACUAUCAUUCAGUCCAGUCAAUGCACCGGAACCAGACACACGAGUUGCGAUACUUGCUGGCAGGUCGCCCAGAUGACUGCACCGUCCAGCUAAUGUGCAACAUAGCCGCUCAGAUGGUGAAGCUCUGCGCGAACUCUGUCAAAACCCCACUGGUGCAAUAUAAAAUCCCACAAGAACGAUGCAUCGACAGCCUCUUCAGCCAACUGGAGGUGCGCAUCGGCUGUCUUGCUUCCGCUGUCUUCAUAGAAUGGGAUCAGAGAGCUGAAGAAGGCUUUAUAAAAGAUCUUUUCCGGGUGUCGUGUGGGAGAUUCGCCCACUGCACGUCCUGCACCCAGCAGGAAAUUCAGGCACAGGAAAUUCAGACAGACAAUUGUUCUGUCCCACAGACAGAACAACCAGACAAAGAUCUGGAGUCCUCGCUGUCUGUGGAACUGUCAAAAAUGCCAAAACUAGAAGAAGCCUCAGAGGUAGAAACAGAGCCUGAAGAAGCAGCCGUGGCCUCUGAGGAGCAGAAACCCUCUGCGUCACCUCGAGCUAAGCACAGUAAAAUGUACUCAGACAACAUCAACGCAGCCACUGUGGGCCCAGAUGACUGCACCGUCCAGCUGCUGGGCAACAUGGCCGCUCAGAUGGUGUUUGGCCACGGGAAAGCUAACGGGGAACCUACGUGGGCCCUGCUGCUGACAGCUCUGAUAGCUGAGCUGGGGAUUCUCAUCGCAUCUCUGGACAUGGUGGCUCCUGUUCUGACAAUGUAA
Molecule: messenger RNA, 861 nt
Organism: Oreochromis aureus
Lineage: Eukaryota; Metazoa; Chordata; Actinopteri; Cichliformes; Cichlidae
Exons: 4
Coding region: 127-861 (244 amino acids)
Biological process (GO): monoatomic ion transport
Cellular component (GO): membrane
Molecular function (GO): potassium:chloride symporter activity
Source: RefSeq, a predicted model, not a curated record